Messenger RNA from Cygnus atratus (black swan), 8714 nucleotides. It is a transcript of the gene MARF1, whose product is annotated as meiosis regulator and mRNA stability factor 1. Gene Ontology annotation, molecular function: CCR4-NOT complex binding; RNA nuclease activity; mRNA base-pairing post-transcriptional repressor activity. Lineage: Eukaryota; Metazoa; Chordata; Aves; Anseriformes; Anatidae. The coding region runs from base 182 to 5413 and encodes 1743 amino acids. Gene Ontology annotation, cellular component: peroxisome; cytoplasm. The transcript has 27 exons. Gene Ontology annotation, biological process: post-transcriptional gene silencing. The record is from RefSeq and is a predicted model, not a curated record.
ACGACAGUGGCGCUGUGCGGCAGGGCCCUGCUUUCCGGCGCUCGGCGGCGGCGGGGAGGGGGGCGGCCAACAAAGGGGCGGGCGGGCGGCGGCGCCAUGUGAGGGCCGGGGGCGGCUCAGCAGGUGGAAAGAAUGAAAGGAAGGGGGGAUGAAAGAAUGUUGAACCAUUUUGUGUGGCUGUAUGAUGGAAGGAAACAGGACGGAGAACCUAUGCAAUAAAUCUUUUGGAUGGCUUCAGCGACAAGAGAAUGAUGUUAAACCAUGGCUCUGGAAACUUUCUAAUUGCUUUUCUGCUGCCGAGAAGACUUUGCCUUGCAGUGAGAAAACGAAAGGUUACAUGGAGAACAAGAAAGCUGCUGUAGAAUUGAAGGAUGCUUCAUCUCAUAAUGCUGGCUCUAAGCUGUUUCCAGCAGUACCGCUUCCUGAUGUCCAUCCUCUUCAGCAACAGCAGAUACAGCUUUCACCUGGCCCGAAAGUAAGCUGCUGUGCUCAUGGCUCUGACUCUCCUUGUACUCCACAAAUGCAUUGUGGUGGUGGUGGUGGUAAUGUCAUUCACCCUGGCACGAUAUUAGACUCAAAAAGCACUGGGACGAUUACCUGUCAAGUAGGGUCAAGAUUUGCUUUCCAGCCUGCAUCUUCACUGAAGAACCCUCCAGCUAGAAGCAAUUUGGCAGGCAUUGCCAGCGAGUUCCCUGGCAUGUGCAUAGAAAACAAUGUAUCCUCCUGUCAACAUCUGCCCUGUUGUGGAAAACUCCAUUUCCAGUCCUGUCAUGGUAACAUGCACAAACUGCAUCAGUUCCCAGCCCUUCAGAGCUGCACAUCUUCGGGCUACUUUCCUUGUUCUGAAUUCACAAGUGGGGCUACAGGCCACUUGGACGAGCAUAUUGCACAGUCGGAGCUAACAUCACGUGUGUGCGCCAACCCUUUGCACCUAAACGUGGCACCUUCAGUUUGUUUAAAGGGCUCUCACUACUGCAGUGACUGCUUGAAUCAGCCAAACAGAAACAGCCUAGUUGAUGCUGCUAAAAUCUGGCCAAAUAUUCCUCCUCCAAGUACACAAACAGCACCUGUUUCUAUCCCAAUAUGUAAUGGCUGUGGAACCAAAGGAACAGGAACUGAGAGGAGUUUGCUACUGGCAAGCAGCCUUGGCACAUCACCACAGAAAUAUGGGUCUCCAGAAGUUGCAGUAGCAGGACAAGUUCUGGAAAACUUGCCCCCCAUUGGAGUCUUCUGGGACAUUGAAAACUGUUCAGUUCCCACUGGCCGUUCGGCUGUAGCGGUUGUACAGAGAAUUCGGGAAAAGUUUUUUAAAGGUCACAGAGAGGCAGAAUUCAUUUGUGUGUGUGACAUAAGCAAAGAAAAUAAAGAAGUUAUUCAGGAGCUGAACAACUGCCAGGUGACUGUUGCACACAUCAAUGCUACAGCAAAGAAUGCUGCUGAUGACAAACUCAGACAGAGUCUUAGGAGGUUUGCUGAUACACACACAGCACCUGCCACUGUGGUUCUUGUGUCAACGGAUGUAAAUUUUGCUUUGGAACUCAGUGACCUGAGACAUCGACAUGGUUUUCGGAUAAUUUUGGUACAUAAAAACCAAGCCUCAGAAGCACUCUUACAUCAUGCUCAUGAACUUAUUUGUUUUGAAGAAUUUAUUUCAGAUUUGCCCCCAAGGUUACCACUGAAAAUGCCGGCGUGCCAUACGUUGUUGUAUGUUUACAAUCUGCCAACAAACAGAGACAGUAAAAGUGUCAGUAAUAGACUCCGGCGCUUGUCAGACAACUGUGGAGGGAAGGUGCUGAGCAUUUCCGGAAGCAGUGCAAUUCUCCGUUUUUUAAAUCAAGACAGUGCUGAACGGGCCCGGAAGCGAAUGGAAAAUGAAGAUGUUUUUGGCAACAGGAUCAUAGUGUCUUUUACUCCCAAAAACAAAGAACUUAGUGAAACAAAAACCUCCAGCUUUGUUGGAACUGAAAAGGUGAAGUCUCCCAAAAAAGUUAACAAGAACACAAAGCUGUGUCUCUUCAACAAAGAUGCAAGUGAUCAGGCUUCUGGUACCAAAGGCGUUGCUGGGAGAGGGGUACAGAUUCAUGGAUCAAUUAUCAAACCCACAAAUGUUAAGAGUUUGCAGGAGUUAUGUCGGCUUGAAUCAAAGACUAUCAGUAGAAGUACUGAAAACCAGCAAGAACAUUUAAGAGAACAAAUUCCGUCUCAGAAUAACUCUAAUGCAGUGAUUCCUGUGUCUCUGGCAACCAAAAAAACUGGAAUGGGAGAAUCGUCUUGUAAAAGUAGUCAUAAAAAAGAGACUUCUGCUUCCAGGAGUAUUACUAAUUCCCCUGUAGAUAAAAAAGAUAAAGAUGAAACUGUAUUUCAGGUCAGCUAUCCCUCUGCUUUCAGUAAGUUGACAGCCUCAAGACAACUCAGUCCUUUGCUCAUGUCUCAGAGUUGCUGGUCAUCUCGGAGUAUGUCUCCAAACCUUUCAAAUAGAUCAUCUCCGCUCACAUUUAAUGUAUUAAAUCAUACCAGCGGUACAGAAUGCCCUGAUCCUUUUGCAAAUGGUGCAGACAUUCAGAUCAGCAAUAUAGAUUACAGAUUGUCCAGAAAAGAGCUGCAGCAAACUUUACAAGAAACUUUUUCAAGACAUGGCAAGGUAAAAAGUGUCGAGCUUAGUCCUCAUACAGACUACCAGUUGAAGGCUACAGUUCAGAUGGAAAAUCUGCAAGAAGCAAUCAGUGCUGUCAACAGUCUUCACAGAUACAAAAUUGGUAGUAAAAGGAUCCAGGUCUCACUAGCAACAGGAGCUACUAAUAAAUCACUCUCUCUCCUAAGCUCAGAAGCAAUCUCCAUUCUGCAGGAUGCACCUGCUUGUUGUCUGCCUGUAUUCAAGUUCACAGAAAUCUAUGAGAAGAAAUUUGGACACAAGUUAAUUGUAUCCGACUUGUACAAACUAACGGAUACUGUGGCAAUCCGUGACCAAGGAAGUGGGCGGCUGGUGUGUCUUUUGCCUAGCAGUCAAGCCCGUCAGAGUCCAUUGGGAUCUUCACAGUCACAUGAUGGUUCAUCAGCAAACUGUAGUCCUAUAAUAUUUGAAGAGUUGGAAUAUCAUGAGCCUGUUUGUAAGCAGCAUUGCCUGAAUAAAGACUUUAUUGAGCAUGAAUUUGAUCCAGAUUCUUACAGAAUUCCUUUUGUGGUUUUGUCUCUGAAGACAUUUGCUCCUCAAGUUCACAGUCUUCUACAGACCCAUGAGGGUACUGUGCCUUUACUAAGUUUUCCUGAUUGUUAUAUGUCAGAGUUCAAUGAUCUUCAAGUGGUGCCAGAAGGCCGGGGUGGUGUACCUUUAGAACAUCUGAUUACCUGUGUUCCUGGAGUUAAUAUUGCCACUGCCCAAAAUGGCAUUAAAGUUAUUAAAUGGAUACAUAACAAACCACCACCUCCUACCGCAGAUCCUUGGCUUCUGCGUUCUAAGAGCCCUGUAGGUAAUCCACAGCUUAUUCAGUUCAGUAGAGAAGUUAUAGAUCUACUUAAAAGCCAACCGUCCUGCAUCAUACCUGUCAGUAAAUUCAUCCCAACAUACCAUCAUCACUUCGCAAAACAAUGCCGUGUGUCUGACUACGGGUAUUCCAAGUUAAUGGAGCUGCUAGAAGCAGUACCUCAUGUACUGCAAAUUCUUGGCAUGGGUUCCAAACGCUUAUUAACUCUAACACACAGAGCUCAAGUGAAACGCUUUACUCAGGACUUACUGAAGCUUCUGAAAUCCCAGGCCAGCAAGCAAGUUAUUGUAAGGGAAUUCUUACAGGCUUAUCACUGGUGUUUCUCCAAGGAUUGGGAUGUUACUGAGUAUGGAGUUUGUGAACUGGCUGAUAUAAUAUCAGAAAUUCCUGAUACAACCAUCUGUUUGUCACAGCAAGAUAAUGAAAUGGUGAUUUGUAUUCCCAAAAGAGAACGCACACAAGAAGAAAUUGAAAGAACCAAACAAUUUUCUAAAGAGGUGGUAGACUUACUACGCCACCAACCCCACUUUCGAAUGCCCUUCAAUAAAUUCAUUCCAUCUUACCACCACCAUUUUGGUCGUCAGUGCAAACUUGCUUACUACGGUUUUACCAAACUACUUGAACUCUUUGAAGCAAUACCAGAUGUGUUACAAGUAUUGGAAUGUGGAGAAGAGAAAAUACUCACGCUCACAGAGGUGGAGCAAGUCAAAGCAGUUGCUGCCCAGUUUGUUAAACUGCUGCGGUCUCAGAAAGACAACUGCCUAAUGAUGACUGAUUUACUGACAGAGUACAGUAAAACAUUUGGAUAUACGCUGCGUCUUCAUGACUAUGAUGUUAGCUCAGUUCCAGCUUUAAUGCAAAAACUUUGUCAUGUUGUAAAGGUGGUUGACACAGAGGCUGGCAAGCAAAUUCAGCUGAUAAACAGAAAAUCUCUGCGGACUCUGACUGCCCAAUUACUAGUCUUGUUGAUGUCUUGGGAUGGAACAUCCUUUCUCUCAGUUGAACAGCUUAAACAACAUUAUGAAACAAUCCAUAGUACUUCUCUUAAUCCAUGUGAAUAUGGUUUUAUGACCUUAACCGAGCUCUUGAAGAGUCUGCCUUAUUUGGUUGAGGUUUUUACCAAUGGUGCCACAGAAGAAUAUGUGAAACUUACAAAUCUGUAUAUGUUUGCAAAGAAUGUGAGGUCCUUACUUCACACCUACCAUUAUCAGCAGAUUUUUCUUCAUGAGUUCCCACUAGCAUAUAGCAAAUACACAGGAGAAGUGCUGCAACCUAAAGCAUAUGGAUGCAAUAAUUUAGAAGAGCUCUUGGGAGCAAUUCCACAGGUGGUCUGGAUCAAAGGACAUGGCCAUAAGAGAAUUGUGGUACUGAAAAAUGAUAUGAAAACUCGUUUUAGCUCACCUAGUUUUCCCCCUGCUGAUCAUGUGGAUGAUCAUGGAAAUCAACUUGCUGACCAUAAUGGACAUAUUAUGGAGACCACAGGAUCCACUUCAUCAAUGGAAUUAAGUCUAGGAACACCUAGCAAUGUUUCUAAUCAAACUGAGCAAGAACUUCUUUGCCUCACCAAUAUGUCUCCUGUUGACCUCCUGUGCGAGCCAGUUCCUUCCUGCUUACCAUCCCCGCAACUGAGACCUGAUCCAGUGGUUCUUGAGUCUGCUGACCUAAUUCAGUUUGAGGAACGUCCUGUACCUCUCUCUGAGAUGAUGAUUUUAACAGAAGAAGAAAAACAAAGAAUUGUUACCACAGCUCAAGAAAAAUUGACCUCUGGUUCUGUGGUAUCUAACACCAUAGAGAAUACUUCAGUGCCUCCCUGUCAGUCCUCUGAAACCCAACUAAACAAGGAAGCAAUGGACAGCCCAGCCAAAAAGCAACACAAAAACAAGGUGAAAUUGGCAGCAAACUUUUCACUUGCACCUGUAACCAAGCUUUAACUGUUUCUUUUAGUGUGAAAGACGAAUACCUAUGGACUCUGCACAAAAUAAAGCUAUUUGCUAGCCCUUAUGUAUUUUAAUGAAAGGCCUAGAAUUAAUUUGUAUUUAAAUGUGUUCUGUGAAUAUUUUGUUCCUUUUACACUGAACACAGCUAUUAGCAGAGCAGAAUUUUUUCUAUUAUUUUGAAAAAAUCCAGUGUUCAUUAAAUUAUUCUUAAAUUUUACAGUUUUUCAUAGAUGUGUUCAGUAAAAGCAAAAUAUAAAUUCAACUAAAAUGGAACAGAUUUUAUUUUCCUUAAGCCUCGUUGGUGGUGUAAUCAUACAUGUAGCAUAUUAUACUCUAUAGGCUGUUGCUUACUGGUAUUGUUUCAGACAGUAUUAAUAAAAUGCAUGAUCUGUCUUUCAAAAGCCUGUUAAGAAGUUCUAAUGUGCUGACCUGAAGUGACAAGAGUGAGGGAGUUGAUUGUACUCCAGAGGAGAAACUUGUUCUCUGCCCUUUCAGAUGACUUGUAGCUGCAUUGUAAAUUCUUUGUGUAAAGACGUCUGUAGAAGAUUAUGUGGAUUUCUGUAAAACUUGUUUUAAAUGUUUUCUGUACCUUUCAGUUCCAUUUAGGAGCUUUCUAGGACAUUGAUGUUUUAAGCUUCCCUUUUAUGUUUAGUUCCAGUCUGGCAUGGAUUUGGUUAAGGAAAAGACUGUCUUGGUGUUAUGAGUUUGAGAUAGAGACACACACAUUUUAUUGUGUCUAGAAAUGAAGUUAGGAAGGUUCUGAUAUUUCUAAAAUAUGCAUGUAAUGCAUAAAUGACAGAUAAUGGAGCAGGUCUUAUUAAAAUGUUUUGUGAUGGAAGGUGUCGAUGCUAUUUCCACCUGUAAGGGAAGUUCUAACUACAUGUGGAAAUGCUAAGGUUGUUCUGCUUAACCUUGUUUUCUAUUUUUAAGCAUCUUUGGUAAAUGGGAAGCUUAUUCUUUGAUGUGCUGUGUUUUAGCUGUGUCUGUUUUUAUUCUAAAACUUACUCCUAGUGUUGGAAGCUUUUUUUUUCAAAUUGUGGUGUCUUGUGUUGGCUUUUGAAAGGGCCAGCCUUGGAAGAGAAGUUAAGUCAGUGGAUGACCUCAACUCUAGUUAGCAGAAGUGUCCAGUGUAUGAGACUUUAUACCCUUUCUGGGUAACCAUGGCAUUUACAAUGGGUUGUAUUUGCCAGGCAGCAAAUAAAUUGCUUGUUGUACUGAAAGAACCUAUACCAGAGGUUUUCCACUGGCCAACUGGAUUUUUUUUAGGUGGAUUCUAUUGUAAUAUGCAAGAGAUGGAACAUGGGCUCUAAUUUCUCAGCCAGCAACAGGAAAUGCCACUGAAUAAUGGCUAUAGACAGAAUUUUACUAGUCAGAUUUUGUUAUAAAAUCUUUUAAAUUUAGACUUUACCUGUAGUAAACAUAUAGCCAUUGUGAAUGCAGAGAAACACUUGGAAGUUUUUCUGAGCAUUAUGGCACAGUAUCUGAGUCCUUAGUAAGCCUCUACAGACAUCCUGUGAUUUAGAAUAAGCUUUCUUGGAAUGCUUUUAAUAAGUUUGAGUUAAAUGCAAGAACAUCUGCUUUCACCUUACCUUUGAUAAGUUAACACUGAUCACUUAGAUCUUUGUUUCAGAAGAGCAUGCAUUGGCGAAAAGGCAAAUCUGGAGUUCUAUUUUCAUAAGGUACAGCUGCAAGUCAUCUAGAGUACUGAAGAAAACCAGUUUUUGAUGCUUUAGAGGAAAAUAUGGUAUUUGUCAAAGUGCAUGUGGUUAUACCAUUUAUGGAGGUCAGCAUACCUUUUCUGGAUUCAUGUGUGAUUCUGAUGAAAUUGCUGUUUGAAAGUAAUAGAAUAAUACUUUUGAGAAGUUGUGUUUAUAGUGUAACAAAAUAGCUAUUUGAAUUGCAAUAUAUUUUUUUAUCCAAAGGGUUAAAUGAAUGAUGUGACUUACAGAUUUAAAAGCAUUACAACCAUGAAAUUCUUUAAUUUAACAAUUAAUGUACUAUUUCAGAUUAAUGUCUGUUUAAAAAAAAUGUCACUGAAGCCCUCAGUUUAUGCACUAUCUUUUUCUUGGAGUGGGAGGGAGAAGAAAUUCUUUUCUUAGCUGUCUACUUUGUUUGGACACUUUCUUUUGUGGCUCAAGUGCUGUUUUGUGUGUUGGGACCAAACAGUUGUGUCAAUAAAAUUUUCAAGCAAGCAUAACUCUUGUCUUUUUCUGAAGAAAUGUAGGUUAAAAAAAAAAACUGUUCUAGAAUCCUUAGCUUGCUGUGUCACUCACACUAAGUUGAAUUAUCCAGACAGAGCAGAUAGCUAAAUUUUGGGGCUUAAUGAAGAUGAAAAUUCCAUAAAUCCAUAAUCUCCAUGACUCUGGAGAAUGUGGGUUUUUUCGACUUCUGCAAUUCUACUAUUAACAGAUGCACUCAGCAGUUUGCUUCUAAAAACAAGCCAUGAAGCUGUUGUACAAAGAGCAGUAAGAAUUACUAACUGCUCUAAAGAGAAAAAUGGAGAAAAGUAUAAAUGGAACAGGUAGAAGUAAGGUUCUCUUGAGUUUUAAUCUCACUUUCAAAAGUUAAAAUAUGUGACUAAUGUCAUAUAAAGUCCUGCUGUGCAAUAAAGUUAACCAGUCACUCUUGGGGUAAAAUAGCCUUGUUUUUUAAGCUUGAAGAUUGUAAAUAUCCAGGUGCUACAAGUUUGGCACAGAAGCUACUCUCCAACUUCACUAGAGAGCUUUGAACUUUACUUCAGAAUCUUAGUUAAAAUACUGCAAGUAAAUUGUUCUGUUAUGUCAUCUCAGGUUUAUGUGCAGAAGUAAAGAGCUGGAUGAGCUUACUCCUGAUUUUGUUAUUCAGUGGUCUUACUGCAUUCUCAUUAACAUUAAUGGAACUGUCAAAGGGAGCAGGCUGCAAGAAAAAAUGUCAGGGCAACCUCAUGUAAAUGGUUGCUUGACCCUGUAUAAUACUUGGUCAGUCCAAAGCAUUUAAGUAGUUACAUUAAAAACUAAUUCAGCAUUGCAUAAUUAGUGUAAUAGAUACCCCUUCCUAAAAGGAGGGGCAGGCAAUUGGAAAAGCUUUCUAAAGCAUAGGAAACAAAUUGUACAGUCAGUGCUCCAACUUUACUCUUUUGGUAGUUGUGAAUGCUUUUAAGUAUGUGAGUGCAAAGCCUCAUGCUACCUGAUAUGCAAUUUAACUGCAAAAGGUGAGUUUGAAUUUAAUUGGUCUAUUGUUGUCCUGCUGUGGAUAUUCUCAUUUCUUUCAUUCUCAUGUCAAGUCAUUUGUUUAAGUCAAUUAAAGUUAUGAUUAA